Zophobas morio is the source of this 591-nucleotide messenger RNA. Its product is annotated as transmembrane emp24 domain-containing protein eca-like. The record is from RefSeq and is a predicted model, not a curated record. Gene Ontology annotation, cellular component: endoplasmic reticulum; endoplasmic reticulum-Golgi intermediate compartment; Golgi apparatus. The transcript is spliced from 9 exons. Lineage: Eukaryota; Metazoa; Arthropoda; Insecta; Coleoptera; Tenebrionidae. Gene Ontology annotation, biological process: intracellular protein transport; endoplasmic reticulum to Golgi vesicle-mediated transport; Golgi organization. Bases 145 to 591 code for a protein of 148 amino acids.
GGGCGGUGUGAACCUUGUAUCGGAUUGUAUUUUUACUUGUCGGAAGGCGAACUUCAAUGCUUUUUAGAAGAUGUCCCUGAGCAUACAACGGUGACUGGUAAAUACGAUUUAUCUUACGAAGAUUUAACUAAGAAGGAAGACCCCAUGUUAUCGGUUUUAGUGACUAACCCUUCUGAAAAUACUGUAGUAGAUCAACUUUAUCGUCGCUCAAAAGAUGUUUUUUCUUUCAUCUCUCAAGAGCCUGGAGAACAUAAAAUUUGUAUUAAAGUCCACGGUAAAGGCUGGCAGUCAACAAAUAAAAUAAAAGUUGUAUUUCAGCUUAACACUGGAGAAGAUAAUGAGGAGGAUGAUAAACAGAGUAAGUUAGAUGAAAUUCAGCUACAGACCUAUAAACUAACAGUUCAAGCUGAAGAAAUAAGCAAGGAACAGGAGUUUCAACGGGUCCGCGAGGAAAAAUUUCGACGUCUUAGCGAAACAACGGAAGCGAGACUUUUUUAUUGGUCUUUUUUUCAACUUGUGAUAGUUCUUGCAACUGGCUUCUGGCAGAUGAACCACUUGCGCAACUUUUUUCAAUUAAAAAAAAUUCUUUAA